AUGAAUAGUAUCGACAGACGAAGAAAUUUGGGUCCUGCAAAUGCACAAAGUUUAAAUUUUGACGCAGAGGACAUCGUCCAAGAUGACAGUUCUAAUGCUGAUACAAAUGUGAUUAAUGAAACUCCAAAGAUAUUUAUAAAGAGUGGAACAGUACAUUCAGCGAAUGGAUCAUCAUAUAUUGAAUCGGACGGAACUAUAAUAUCAGCAAUGGUAUAUGGGCCAAGGCCAAAUUUCAAUAAAGGUUUUAAUGCUCAGGCCAGUGUGAGAGUUACCUUGAACACAAAGAACUUUGUCAAUUUAGAAGAGAUCAAAACUGGAACUGAAGAUAGUGUAUCAGAUUUGUCCGAACGUCAAAUAAUUAGUACAAUACAAUCUACGCUUACAGACAGCUGUUUAAAGCUAGUUUUAUUGAAGAAUUAUCCAAAAUCGGCUAUUGAGAUUUUUGUCGAUAUUUUAAUGCUAAAUGAGUCGCACUCAUUGACCCUCCUCCUUUCGAUAAUACAAAAUGCAACGAAUAUUGCCUUGUUAAAUUCUGGAUUAAAUCUAAGAUCUGUCCCUGCUUGUGGCUAUAUUUACGAUGAGGGAAACGAACUUUCGAUUAACUGUUGUCAUGGAUUUUAUUACGAUACUGAUAAUGAUGAGCAAGGAGAAGAAAUUUUGUGUUUAUAUUCUGGUUCUAUCAAGAAUCCAAUUUGUUUCGGCAAGAGCGUUCAGAAGUGUAUGUUGCAGGCUAAAGAAGUUCGGCAAGAAAUGAAUAGAUUUUUGCUUUCGCAAUAA
Brettanomyces bruxellensis is the source of this 777-nucleotide messenger RNA. RefSeq lists its product as uncharacterized. Gene Ontology annotation, cellular component: nucleolus; nuclear exosome (RNase complex); cytoplasmic exosome (RNase complex). The record is from RefSeq and is a predicted model, not a curated record. NCBI's taxonomy places the organism in Eukaryota, Fungi, Ascomycota, Pichiomycetes, Pichiales, Pichiaceae. Bases 1 to 777 code for a protein of 258 amino acids. Gene Ontology annotation, biological process: poly(A)-dependent snoRNA 3'-end processing; nuclear mRNA surveillance; U4 snRNA 3'-end processing. The transcript has a single exon.